GGUGAGCUGACCAUUUGGGACAGAUUUAUGGGCUGCGGAAUUGAGUUGGAAUUGUGGAGUAAGAAACAUCGUGUUGGCUUCCAAACUCUCAUAGACGUGUGCAAAAACUGUUUAGCAUCACUUCGUGAAGAAGGGGGUAGAUGGAACCGUGCUGAGUUCCAACGGGUCAAGGAUGUGCUGAUGGACCUUCUUCAUAAGCAGAGUAUAUUUUGGCAGCAAAGAGUUCUGGAUCGGAGAAGGCGAUAGGAACACAAAAUUUUUCCAUAACGCUGUCAAGCAAAGGAGAAGGAGAAAUAGACUGAAAGGUUUAUUGACUUCGGUGGGUGAAUGGGAACGUGAUAGAGGCAGACGGGGGGAUGAUCUGUCAUUAUUAUGAGGAACUUUUUGGGUCCAGCAGAUCGGAGGCGAAUGGCUGUUCUGUGGAAGGGCUAGCAAGAGUGACCAGGAUUCAGAAUCAAGCGUUGCACAGUCCUAUUACAACAGCAAAAGUGAAAAAGGCAGUUUUUGCUAUGCAUCCUGACAAGGCCCCCGACCCAGAUGGUUUGAAUCCCGGAUUUUAUCAGCAUCAUUGGGACAUUAUAGGGGCAGACAUUGUCAGGUGUCAAGAUGGAUCUCAACGCCUUCGCCAACCUCAAAAAACAGAAGGCGAAGGUGUCGGGCCAGAAGGAGCCCGCAAAGCAGAAGCCCCUCGGGGAGACGAAGAAAGGCGGUGAGCCCUCGGGGGAGGCCGC
This is a messenger RNA of Cuscuta europaea, 731 nucleotides long. NCBI's taxonomy places the organism in Eukaryota, Viridiplantae, Streptophyta, Magnoliopsida, Solanales, Convolvulaceae. The record is from the annotation of a GenBank genome assembly.